Messenger RNA from Staurois parvus, 1338 nucleotides. NCBI's taxonomy places the organism in Eukaryota, Metazoa, Chordata, Amphibia, Anura, Ranidae. The record is from the annotation of a GenBank genome assembly.
AUGCUAGUCAUUUUUCUUUAUUUAGGUGAGUGGAAAGUAGAAGAGCUAAAAGAAAACAAGCUGUCGGGAGAUUUGGGCCUUGUCCUAAAGUCCACAGCCAGACACCAUGCCAUUUCAUCCAAGCUUAAGAAGCCUUUCACCUUCGAAGACAAACCUCUGAUUGUUCAGUAUGAGGUGAAUUUUCAGGACAGCAUUGAUUGUGGAGGGGCAUAUAUCAAGCUCCUCUCUCAUUCGAGCAGUUUGAAUCUGGAGGAAUUCCAUGACAGGACUUCGUACACAAUCAUGUUUGGGCCAGACAAAUGCGGAGAAGAUUAUAAACUGCAUUUCAUCUUCAGGCAUAAAAAUCCAAUCAUUGGGGAUUAUGACGAAAAACAUGCAAAGCGUCCUGAUGUUGAUCUGAAAAAGUAUUUUACAGACAAGAAGACACAUCUUUAUACUUUGAUUUUGAAGCCAGAGAACACCUUUGAGAUCCUUAUUGAUCAAACAGUUGUUAGUCAAGGAAGCCUUCUGGAUGAUGUUAUCCCACCUUUAAAUCCACCAAAGGAAAUCGAUGAUCCAAAGGAUAAAAAACCUACAGAAUGGGAUGAGCGGGUCAAAAUUCCAGAUCCUGAUGCUGUAAAACCAGAAGAAUGGGAUGAAGGUGGGCCCAUUAGAAUAGAAGAUCCCAAUGCUGUGAAACCAGAGGGCUGGCUGGAUGAUGAAUCGCACCUGAUACCCGACCCAGAAGCUCAGAAACCAAGUGACUGGAAUGAUGACAUGGAUGGAGAAUGGGAGGCUCCUCUGGUUCCAAACUCACAGUGCAAAACUGCUCCUGGAUGUGGGGAAUGGAGUCCACCUCUUAUAGACAAUCCAAAUUACAAGGGGAAAUGGAAGCCUCCUAUGAUUGAGAACCCCAAUUACCAGGGUAUUUGGAAACCACGAAAAAUUCCCAACCCAUACUACUUUGAAGACCUUAACCCAUUUAAAAUGACAACAUUUAGUGCUAUUGGGUUGGAACUGUGGUCAAUGACUCCUGACAUCUACUUUGACAACUUCAUAAUCUGCUCUGAAAAGGAAGUGGCUGAUCGUUGGGCCUCUGAUAGCUGGGGAUUGAAAAAACUGGUAGCCAGUGCUAAUGAGCCAGGCAUGAUAAACCAGCUUCUUGCUGCUGCUGAUGAGAGGCCGUGGCUCUGGGGUUUGUACUUGCUGACAGCUGCUCUGCCUGUAGGAUUGCUGGCCCUAUUCUGCUGGCCCAGAAAGGUGAGAAUGAUCAGAAAAUUGAGACACAGGGAUGUGAAAAAAGUAUUUAGCUCUAUUAAAGUUGGUCUUUUUUCUCCUACUUAUGUGAAUGGAGUCUAA